AACAUUUUUACAUAUUCGUCAGUAUAGUAAGAGGUGGAUAGUUUUUGACCGAUCCCGUGGGUAUAUUGUUUUUAAAUAUUCAAUCGAAGACGUUUGGAGAACGUCAAACUUUUCUUUGCCACAGAGAGAAUGAGAGGACGGGGACAAGAAUGUACAGCAAGAACUUGCAGAACUCGGACAGGAGUGAAUUACUGGAUCUGAACACCUGAGUAGGUAAAGAAGCACAGCUGCACAAGCAAAGAAGAAACACUACUACCAUGAAUGCCCAAGACUUGUAUGACAAUGUGCUGCAGGGAAGAGAGUCCCAAGAGUGACACCACCAUUGAUGAGAAACCCGAGGACAACCUCUGGCUACAACUGGGCUUUACUGUGGACUCUGAGACAGGUGAGCAUUUACUGUCUCCUAAGAAAAACAUCAGCGGAGGAGACGUGACCCUUGACUCUGUGUCUCCUCUUAACUCUCCGUCCUUCACCCUCAAUGAGACAGUACCAGACUUCAAUCUUGACUUCAACCUUGAUGAAGCCUUGAAAUUUGUUGGACUGAACUGCUCUGAGACUGGGGAAACUGUCUGGAAGCCCUCAGAGCCUGAACCCACCUCUGACAACAAGGAAAGCCCUGGUAAGGAGGAGGAGGACAGCGAGGACAGCUUAGACACCUUGAACGACACCCUGGACGAUAUGAUCCAGGCCUCCCAGCUUCAUCCUCAACACCCGUGCUCACUACAGAUGUUGGCAGCUCUGCGGGACCCCACAACACAGCGCCUCGCCACUCGCUGAUUGGCUAAACCUUGGCCGCUCACAUCUCGCGCCUCGCUGCCUGACGCAAGCCGCGCCGCUCGCCCGCUCAACACCACAGGAAGAAAUGCAUGGAAUCUGUAAGAGGUGUCAGGAAGGGAUUUGUGAACCCUUUGGUGGCAAUGCACAUUGUUCCUGCGUGUUCCUCUCCCCCAGCAGUGAUAAAGAUGAAGUAUUAUAAGCCUUUACCUCCCAAAUGCCGCCGUGCAGGAAGUUGGUGAAAAACGGCUUGCCAGCCACCGCCGCCUUCACCAUAACAAACUUAUUCCACGGUGUGUUUGCGCCACCGAGAGGAACUUAAAGACCCUCCUGCGCGCUUACAAAUGGUAUUCGAUUUUCACGUGUUUGGAAUGGAGUCUGCGAGGGAUAUUAAUACGAGGGGGCACUUGAGAAGGAAAUGAUAAAUAAUGGUGUUGAAAUGUUUACAUUAAAAUACAUAACGAGGCAGAAAAAAGUAGAUAUUGAGUACACACACACACACGUAAAGCCUGAACAACAACAAAAAAAAAAAAAAAAAUAAUAAUAAUAAUAAUCACGUGGAAAUAAAUAAAUUAAGGAAACUUUACACAACCUGCAGUGAAGAGACCCGAGUAAAGGAGAAAAAAAGAAGAAAAAGAAAAGAAAAAGACUAAAAAGAGUGACCUCCAAUUACACGCUGUCAGGACCAACCACCAACCACCACAAGGGUCUCAAGGAGGAGAAUGCACAUGAGAGAGAGAGAGAGAGAGAGAGAGAGAGAGAGAGAGAGAGAGAGAGAGAGAGAGAGAGAGAGAGAGAGAGAGAGAGAGAGAGAAACGCGGAAGCUAUGUGGAAAAGGAAACACAAAUUUUGAAAAUACACAAGCAUACUGGAUACACACACACACACACACACACACACACACACACACACACACACACACACACACACACACACACACACACACACACACACAAGGAAUAACACAAGACAUUUCAUCAUCUUCAAUGCACUUUCUCUCUCUCUCUCUCUCUCUCUCUCUCUCUCUCUCUCUCUCUCUCUCUCUCUCUCUCUCUCUCUCUCUCUCUCUCUCUCUCUUCUGCCUCUUCUGCAAUCUUUUAUUCUCCCGCUAACGAAGAAUAAGGAUGCUGCUUCAUCCAACAACAACAAGACACACGAGGAAAGAGAUGGUGGAUGAGCGCCUUCCUGGAUGACUUACAUUCGUCUCCCAUGGGAUGAGCUCAAAGCCAUAACUGCCUGGGAGGUGCCUGGGAGAUGAGAGAUGCUGCCAAAGAUGAUAGGAUGGUGGAAGUGGUUUAGAGGAGAGAUGCAGGGAAAUGAUGCAGUGGUAGAAGAAAUGAUAGGAUGCAGAAAGAGAAGAUAGAUGCUGAGAGAUGACAGUAAACGAUGAAAUGCGAGGAUAGAUUGAGAAAGAAGGGUUGCCUGGUACUAUUGCAUGAGAUGAAAGGAUGAUGACGGGAAGGGAAAGACGAGGCAUCGAAAAAAAGACUAAAUCAUGGAAGGGAGACAUGAUGAAAGUGCACCAGAAAAGGAGUAACGAAUGCUGGGGAACGCGCGCACACACACACACACACACACACACACACACACACACACACACACACACACACACACACACACACACAGAUAAUGAUACUGAAAGAGAUGAAAAGUAUGAUGCAAGAAAGAUGAUACUAAGGAAGACAUGACUGUGCAGGAAAGAAAUAAUGGGUGUUGAGAGAGAGAAAAAAAAAGACGAAGAUAAAGAAAAAUAAUGCCAAAACGAGAGAAGGAGAGGACGAGGAGGAAGAGAAUUUCUGGAGAAGGGUAAAGGUGAUGUGAAAGUUUUUUUUUUUUUUUUCCUUUUGCCAGAGAAAAAGUUUUUUUUUUCUUUUGCCAGAGAGAAAGGAAGGAGGUCGGAUGAGGCUGCGUACGUGUUAAAGAAGAAGAGAAUAUUAAAGAAAGAAAAUAAUAAUAAAGCUAAAAUAUAUGGAGAGAAGAAGAGGAAGCAGAAGAGAAGAAAAGAAAGAGAAAAAUGAGGAACGAUUAUGGUGGGCACUUAGAAAAUGACGUGAAAUUUAUUACUACUGCACUAAAGAAACACACACACACACACACACACACACACACACACACACACACACACACACACACACACACACACACACACACACACACACACACACACACACACACACACACAGAAAAUUUAACUACGACGCAACACACACGCAACAUCAAUGGUAUACAAAUAAAAGAUAAACAUA
Molecule: messenger RNA, 3020 nt
Organism: Scylla paramamosain (green mud crab)
Lineage: Eukaryota; Metazoa; Arthropoda; Malacostraca; Decapoda; Portunidae
Exons: 6
Coding region: 262-777 (171 amino acids)
Source: RefSeq, a predicted model, not a curated record